Molecule: messenger RNA, 439 nt
Organism: Cherax quadricarinatus
Lineage: Eukaryota; Metazoa; Arthropoda; Malacostraca; Decapoda; Parastacidae
Source: RefSeq, a predicted model, not a curated record
AGAAUCUUUAAUCUUUAAUUCUUUCAGAUCGCAAGUACGAGACGUUGAUUUUACCAAUAUGUACAGUGUAUAUGGCAUGCCAGUACCCUUUCACAUCUCAAUGAUCAAGAACAUAUCACAGAGCGUGGAGGGCGACUACACUUACCUGCGUAUCAACUUCUUCCAUCCGGGUUCCAGCAUCGGCAAGAGUGACGGUGUAUUUCCCAACCCAGAUGCUGUCUUCCUCAAAGAAGUGACGUACCGUAGUACAAACACUAAGGAACCCGGGGAACUGUCCGCUCCAUCCUCCAACCUCAACACAGCGUUCCGACUCAUUAACCCGUAAACGGUCCAAGCAGAUCUACGUUCACAUGUGUAGUGCUACAAAAGUAGAUCUACGUUUUUUUUACAUAUUUUCAAAUAUAACCAAAAAAAAAGUAGAUCUACUUUUUUUACAUAC